Molecule: messenger RNA, 3507 nt
Organism: Durusdinium trenchii
Lineage: Eukaryota; Dinophyceae; Suessiales; Symbiodiniaceae
Source: the annotation of a GenBank genome assembly
AUGGUGUGUGCGGGCCAAAAGCCCUUCAUGGAGGAGGUGGUGCCCUUCUGCCCUGAGCACUUCAACUUUGGUGCUCAGAUCCUCCGGUUGCUGCACGUGCCCGGAGAGAAAGAGAGUGCGAAAGGUGCCCGAGACCUUUCGCAGCUGCACGUGGAGUUCCCACAGCAACGCCCACGGCUCCGAUCACCCUUGAUUCAAGAUGCGGACUUCACCAAGAUGUAUCACGACUUCCUGCGGCAGGUGGUCAGAGAGGACUUGGAGGAAGAGAUGCUGAUCUUCGAGCAUUGCCCCAACUUGCGGAUCCACCUUUCCGGCGAACGGUCCUUGACCUCGCCUCACACCGACCGGGAGCAUCAGCACUCAGAGGCCGAGAUCAACUGGUGGGUGCCUCUGACGCCGUGCUCCGGCAGCGCCAGCCUUUGGGCCGAGUCAGCGCCGGGCUUGGGCGACUUCCACGCCUUCGAGGUGCAGCCCGGGGAGGCGGUGCGCUUCUAUGGGAACCAAUGCUUGCACUUCACCCGCGAUAACAGCAGCUCGCAGUCGAGGGUCUCCUUCGACUUCCGCGUGAUCCGGCUCCGGGAUUUCCAUUGGGCCAAGGUGCCGGCACCCACAGAGAAGGAUGCAGAAGUGCGCUGGAGCAUCUUUGCAUACUAUGACGUCAUGGCUGCAGACGGCACGGUGCUCACGGGUUUAGAGGACUGGGAGCGAUAUGUGGCACCCGUCCUGGCCAAUCAAAAGACGCCACUAAAUGAGUUUCCCAGCAUGGUCUCCCUUGGAGACCAUCCAGACCAUCCUCCGCCCGCGGCUCCCACCGCCACACGGCGGUCGCGGCGGUCCACGUCUCCGGAGCAUGUGGCGCGCUGCGCCGAACGCCUGGGCUCCCAACGCUUGGCGCGGCGCCAGUGCGCGCGGUGCGGGUGGAUCGCCCACCGUGCAAGGCUCUUGGAAGUCCUUCGCUUCAGCAAGCCCCACGAGCCCCACGGCGUCGCCACAUCAGAGACUGCGCCCUGGGUCGCUGAGCAGCCGGACCCUUCUCUCCCCUGGGGCCUCGGCUGCCGCCUUUGCGCGCGGCGCGUGCGCCUGGGCGCGAGGGGCGUGCCGCCGGGCGGUCGCCGGACGGCCUUCAGCGACUUCACCUUCGGUGCCUCGAUGCCUGGCUUGCUCUUCCAGCCUUUGCUGCGGCAUGGGAACCACGCCAUGCGCCAGGUGGCCAUGCGCAGGGAGUCCACACCACUGGUGGUGGAGCAGGAUUUCGAGCAUGCGGAAGCCCAGCGUGCGGUGCUGGCAGGGCUUCUCAUCCUCGAUGAUUCUGACUCCUGCGAAGAUGCAGAAAAAAGGGAGGGGAUCGCCACGAAGAUCGACCUCUACACCGCUUUGCCCACCGGAGGUGAAGCGAGCUAUGAGGCGGUGUCUUUCAAGAGGCUGGGCUACUUGUCUCUGGAUAGCAACGAGCGCUCUCAGUUCCAAGCGAGGGAGCUGAAGAGCGUCUACGUGGAUGCUGGGGUCCUUGGCACGUUUGGGGAUGGUCAUCUGGUGGAAUGGCAGAGGCACCUGAGUGAAGCCUCACGGCUGCUCAGGGUGUCAAGCCCCUUGCGUGUGCGCCGCCAGCAACGGCUGGAGGUCUUGGUCAUGACGCCUUCAGAGAAGGCGAUGGGUUAUCCGCCCAGCGCUGGGGCAGAAGCGGUGUGCCGGGCACUCGGUUAUAGCCAUGAGGUGGCCAGCAACAACGAGGCCCUCUUGGCUGCUGUUCAGCGCUUUCAGCCAGACCUCUUGGUCUCAAUCCUGUGGCCGCGCCGGGUGCCCAAAGAGGUCCUGGACUUGUGCCCUGAAAGUCUGAACUUCCACCCCUCGCUGCUCCCGAAGCACCGCGGAUCUUUGACCCAGUUCUGGGCCAUCUUUGAGGGUGACGACAAGGCAGGCACCACCUGCCACCGCAUGGUCUUGGAGUUUGACGCUGGGAAGAUCCUUCACCGUGAGGAGGUGGAACUGUCAGCCGAUGAGCAGCUGGGUCCGACCGCGCUGUCCUUGAGCCACAAGAUCGCUUUGACCACUGAGAAGUGCGCCUCGCCCAGGCUCUUAGAUGACAUGUUAGAUUGCUUCAAGCACAUCAUGGAGCUCUACUUCACCAUGGGGCUGCCCGAAGGUGAAGACUGGGACAUUGCAGAGUUCCCCUAUCAUUACCGACGGCUCCACGAGGACAGGAAUUCAUCAGUUCAUGUUGCACGCACAAGUGAUGACGGCUUCAUCGAUCCUACAUGGCCUGAUGAGAAGGUGGAUCGCUUUAUCCGUGCGACCUACUUCCCGCCCUAUGCGGCUGCCCGGCUGCGGCGUGCCGAUGGGGCCAUCGAUGGAGUGGUGAGCUUGAAGGCUUAUCAGGAUGGCCAAGGAUUGGGUGAUGAAUUGCUGUGGCACAAGUCUGGCGUUCUGCAGGCACUCCGCGCCGCCGAUGAGGGAGUGGCGCAGCUGGAGCUCUUCGCCCGGGCCGCGGCCUUCUUCGAGCGGCAUGGCCCUGGCAGCUCCGUGAGGCGCUUGUGGGAUCGGAAGUGUGAGGAGGCCAUCGAGUACUGGAAGGAAAGGCCUCAAGGCACUGAUGUCAUUGCAGAGGCCCAGGAAGCGCAGAAGGCGGUGGCGCCAGCGCUGGCGCGCGCGGUGUGCGCGGCCGCGGCCUUGGGCGUGCCGCCCGAGGAAGAGGUGGAAGAGGAUGUGUUUGAAGGUGCAUUGGCCGUGCUCCAGCACAAGAAGGUGGAGACUGUGGGAUUUGGGCCGAGCCUGGCGGCCAACUGCUGCCCAAGUGCGGCCGAACCGUCGGCGGCCGACAACGACCUCGCCAGCAUCGUGGCGACCAGCCAUCUUGGCGGCGUUGGUGCUCGUGGUGACUUGGAGAAGGUGGCCAUCAUUGCCAGCCUCUUGGACAACGUCGAUGAGUCCCGCUCACUGGCGCGGCGUGUGCCAGUGGAGGGCGGCCGCUGUAUGGAUGGCUCGACCAGUAACCUUUACCUGGCGAAAGGCUACGAGAACGUGGGCCAUCCCGAUCUUUGCUCCGAACGCGCACGUGGCUAUCACGGCAGUUCUCACGACGAUGCAGAAUUCCGGGACUUCGCAAAACGCGGGAAUCGAGUGAUGGUGCGGAAUUGUGAUGGGACCCUUUUCUUGAGCGACUCAGAGUUGGAGACCGAGCUCCAGGGAAACCGGUCCACCCUGCAGCUGCGUGGGCGGAGCAAUGCCUUCAAGGCCCUUCAGCAGCUCCUCCCUCUGGGCCUCCUGGAUGCCUCCGAGCUCCUCUUGGGUGGCUGCUCCGCGGGCGCGGUCGCUGCACUGCAGCUGGGCGACCAGCUGGCGGAGCUCGUGCGCCGCGCGCAGCGCGCGCAGCGUGGUGCACAGACCGCGGCGGAGGAGGUCUUUGUGGCGAUUCUGUGGCCCGGCGAUGUCGACCCGUGUCAGAGUGUGGCCUGUGCGUGCCUGUGUCGACAUAUGUUUUGGUAUGCAAUGUGCCUGGGUGAGAGAUGA